AAAUGAGUGAAUCAAACAAAACUGAUCUUUGGUGGACAGACUACCAGGCUUGCAGUACGCGAAGAAAUAGGAAAUCUGCAAACGUGUGCCUGCAGGAUGAAGACGAUUAUGAAGAUUUGCUAAGUGAUUUAGGAAGCAUUGUUGAAAACACCAAUGUGAGUGCGAGAAGAAACAAACCAAAUAAUUCUGAGUUUAUCAACGGCAAAUCCGAAGAACAAAAUCAACAAACAACAAAUUAUCUUCACAAACCGCAAGAAAAAAAUUAUACUGAAAACAAAUCAAUGUAUCAAAAAAAUAUUAUUGAAAAUCCUUCAGAAAAAAAUAUUGCAGCCAGGGAUAUUAAUGAACAUACUGUAGAAUCCAAUGUCAAAACUAUUGAUGAAACUUCUGUAGAAUCCAAUAAUGUAACUAUUGGUGAACCUUUUGUAGAAUCCACUGAUGUAACUAUUGGUGAACCUACUGUAGAAUCUACUUAUGCAUCUAUUGAUGCACCUAUUAUAGAAUCCAUUGAUGUACAUAAUGAUGAACCUACUGAAGAAUCUACUGAUGUAACUAUUGAUGAACCUACUGUAGUAUUCACUAAUGUAACUAUUGGUGAACCUUCUGUAGAAUCCACUGAUGUAACUAUUGGUGAACCUACUGUAGAAUCUACUGAUGCAUCUAUUGAUGAACCUAUUAUAGAAUCCAUUGAUGUACAUAAUGAUGAACCUACUGUAGAAUCUACUGAUGUAACUAUUGAUGAACCUACUGUAGAAUCCGAUGAUGUAACUAUCGCUGACCCUACUGUAGAAUCUAUUGAUGUAACUAUUUAUGAACAUACUUUAGAAUCCAUUCGUGUAACAAUUGAUGAAUAUACUGUAGAAUCCACUGAUGUAACUAUUGAUGAACCUUCUGUAAAAUCUUUUGAUUUAUCCUUUGGUGAACCUGCUUUAGAAUCUACUAAUGUAACUAUUGAUGUAUCUGUUGAUGAACCUACUGUAGAAUCCAAUGAUAAACCAGCUAUAGAAUCCACUGAUGUAUCUUUUGAUGAACCUAUUGUAGAAUCCACUGAUAUAUCUAUUGAUAAACCUACUGUAGAAUCCACUGAUGAACAAACUGUAGAAUCCACUGAUGUAUCUAUUGAAGAAAAUGUUGUAGAAUCCAAUGAUGCAACUUUUGAUAAACCUACUGUAGAAUCCAAAACUGAUGAACCUUCAGAAGAAUCAACUGUUGUAACUAUUAAUGAACCUACUGUGGAAUUCACUGAUGAAUCUAUUGUAGAAUCCACUGUUGUAACCAUUAAUGAACCUACUGUAGAAUCCACUGAUGUAACCAUUAAUGAACCUACUGUAGAAUCCACUGAUGUAACUAUUGAUGAACCUACUGUAGAAUCCACUGAUAUAACUAUUGAUAAACCUACUGUAGAAUCCGCCGGUGAACCUACUGUAGAAUCCAUUGAUGUAACUAUUGAUGAAUCUAAUGAAGAAUUCAAUAAUGUAACUAUUGAUGAACCUACUGUAGUAUCCACUGUUGUCGCUAUUGAUGAACCUUCUGUAGAAUCCACUGAUGUAACUAUUGAUGAACCUACUGUAGAAUCCACUGAUGCAACUAUUGAUGAACCUACUGUAGAAUCCGCCAGUCAACCUACUGUAGUAUCCACUGAUAUAAAUAUUAAUGAAUCUAAUGCAGAAUUUAUUGAUGUACUUAUUAAUGAACCAACUGUAGACCCCGCUGAUGUAACUUUGAAUGAACCUACUGUAGAAUUUACUGAUGUCACUAAUGAUGAAUCUACUACAGAAUCUACUGAUAAAAAUAUUGAUGAACCUGCUGUAGAAUCCACUGAUGCCACUUUUGAUGAACCUAUUAAACAAUCUAUUGUGGUAGCUAUUAAUGAACCUUCUGUAAAAUCCACUGAUGAAUAUACAGUAGAAUCAACUGUUGUAACUAUUGACAAACCUACUGUAGAAUCCACUGAUAAACCUAUUGUAGAAUCCACUGUUGCAACCAUAAAUGAAUCUACUGUAGAAUCCACUGAUGUAUCUUUUGAUGAACCAAAUUUGGAAUCUACUGAUAUAACUAUCGAUGAAUCUACUGCUGAAUCCAUUGAUGUACUUAUUGAUGACCCCCCUUCAGAAUUCACUACUGUAACUUUGAAUGAAAUUACCGUAGAAUCCACUGAUGUAACAAUUGAUGAACCUACUCUAGAAUCCAUUGAUGAACUUUCUGAAAAAUCCACUAAUGAACCUACUGUAGAAUCCAUUUAUGUAACUAUUGAUAAAUUUACUGAAGAACUAACUGAUGAAACUAUUGAUGAAUCUACUGUAGAAUCCACUGAUAUAACUUUUGAUGAAUCUAAUGAAGAAUUCAAUGAUGUAACCAUUGAUGAACCUACUGUAGAAUUCACUGUUGUUACUGUUGAUGAACCUGCUGUAGAAUCCACUGAUGUAACUCUUGAUGAACCUACUGUAGAAUCCACUGGUGAACCUACUGUAGAAUCCACUGAUGUAACUUUUGAUGAAUCUAAUGAAGAAUUCAAUGAUUUAACUAUUGAUGAACCUACUGUAGAAUCCACUGUUGUUACUAUUCAUGAACCUGCUGUAGAAUCCACUGAUGUAACUAUUGAUGAACCUACUGUAGAAUCCACCGGUGAACCUACUGUAGAAUCCACUGAUGUAACUUUUGAUGAAUCUAAUGAAGAAUUCAAUGAUGUAACUAUUGAUGAACCUACUGUAGAAUCCACUGUUGUUACUAUUCAUGAACCUGCUGUAGAAUCCACCGGUGAGCCUAAUGUAGAAUCCACUGAUGUAACUUUUGAUGAAUCUAAUGAAGAAUUCAAUAAUGUAACUAUUGAUAAACCUACUGUAGAUUCCAUUGAUGAACUUUCUGAAAAAUCCACAAAUGAACCUACUGUAGAAUCCAAUUAUGUAACUAUUGAUAAAUCUACUGUAGAAAUAACUGAUGAAAGUAUUGAUGAAUCUACUGUAAAAUCCACUGAUGGAACGUUUAAUGAAUCUAAUGAAGAAAUCAAUGAUGUAACUAUUGGUGAACCUACUGUAGAAUAUGCUGGUGAACCUAUUGUAGAAUCCACUAAUGUAACUUUUAAUGAACCUACUGUAGAAUCCAUUCAUGUAUCUAUUGAUAAAUCUACUGUAGAACUAACUGAUGAAACUAUUGAUGAACCUACUGUAGAAUCCACUGAUGUAACUUUUGAUGAAUCUAAUGAAGAAUUCAAUAAUGUACUUAUUGAUGAACCAACUGAAGACCCCACUGAUGUAACUCUGGAUGAACCAACUGUAGAAUCUACUGAUGUCACUAAUGAUGAAUCUACUAUAGAAUCUACUGAUAAAAAUAUUGACGAACCUGCUGUAAAAUCCACUGAUGCCACUUUUGAUGAACCUAUUAAACAAUCUAUUGUGGUAGCUAUUAAUGAACCUUCUGUAAAAUCCACUAAUGCAUAUACAGUAGAAUCAACUGUUGUAACUAUUGACGAACCUACUGUAGAAUCCACUGAUGAAUCUACUGUAGAAUCCACUGAUGUAACUUUUGAUGAAUCUACUGUAGAAUUCAUUGAUGUACUUAUUUAUGAACCAACUGUAGACCCCACUGAUGUAACUUUGGAUGAACCUACUGUAGAAUCCAUUGAUGUCACUAUUGAUGAAUCUACUACAGAUAAAAAUAUUGAUGAACCUUCGGUAGAAUCCACUGAUGCAACUUUUGAUGAACCUAAUGUAGAAUCCAUUGAUGUAACUAUUGAUGAACUUACUGUAGAAUACACUGAUGUAACUAUUGAUGAACCUACUGUAGUAUCCACUAAUGUAACUAUUGAUGAACCUACUGUAGAAUCCAUUGAUGUAACUAUUGAUGAACCUUCUGUAGAUUCCACUAAUGUAACUAUUGAUGAAACUUCUGUAGAAUCCACUGAUGCAACUUUUGAUGAACCUACUGUAGAAUCCACUGAUGUAACUAUUGAUGAACCUACUGUAGAAUCCACUGAUGUGACUAUUGAUUACCCUACUGUAGAAUCUCUUGAUGUAUCUGUUGAUGAACCUAUUAUAGAAUUCAUUGAUGUACAUAAUGAUGAACCUACUGAAGCAACUUUUGAUGAAACUACUGUAGAAUCCACUGAUGCAACUUUGGAUGAACCUACUGUAGAAUCCACUAAUGUCACUUUUGAUGAACCUUAUAUAGAAUUCACUGAUGAAACUGUAGUAGAAUCCACUUUAAAAUCCACUGAUGAACGUGAUGUAGAAUCCCCUGGUGUAACUAUUGAUGAACCUACUGUAGAAUCCACUGAUGUUACUAUUGAUGACCCUACUGUAGAAUCCACUGACGUAACUAUUUAUGAGCCUACACAAGAACCCACUAGUUCUGUUGAGCAUAGUUGUAGAUACGUUUAUGAGCCUACAGCUUCAGAAAACCGAGAUUUAAAAAAAUCUGAGCUACUAACUUCUAGCAAUGAGUCACUUAUAGAAGAGUUAUGUGUAAAAGAAGAUAAAGUCAAGGAAUUUUUUGAGAUAGAAUCAUUUGUUUUAGAAUCUUCACUUGAAGUAAUCGAACAAAUAUCACUUGAAGAACUUUUAUUAGAAAAAGAUAAUGUCAAGGCAGUUUUAAUUGCAACUUCAGAAACUACAUCGCAAGCAAAUAACAACAAAAAUACAAGCCCAUUGCUUGUAUUAGAUGACGAUUUGAUCAAAAAUAUUUUCAUUCUGUUUAAUGCUUUUUUGUUUAUUUUCUUUACAUUUGAACUGCUAAGAUAAAAAAUUAUAGCUUUUAAAAUUUUAGCAUUAUGCAAUUUUUAAUGUUUUCUUAGUCGUUUAUUGUUAACUUUUUCUAGUUCGUCAAUUUUAGCCAUUCCAAGUAGAAAUUCAUUAGUUUCAAGUGUUGUUUGUUUGCCUUGUACAGUAGGACCCAUACAAUUUUGAAGUAUGAAUACGUCACUCAUGCUCAAGUUAUGAGUUUAAAUAGUUCAAUAAACGUCAAACACAGUAAUCGAGCUUUGGUGUAUGACUUAUUGCAAUUUAUAAAAACAUCAAAACAUAUAAGAUUGUAUAAGCUUUGUCUUAUUCUAAAGUUUUAUGAGUCUCACCGUAGCUGUGAAUGUUUUACAAUGUUAACUUAUAACGCAAAUUAAAUGUAAAAGUUUUUUAAAAAUCAUAUGAUUAACAUGGAAUUUAUAUUCUAACCUUAACAUUUUAAUUCAUA
Eurytemora carolleeae is the source of this 5181-nucleotide messenger RNA. Its product is annotated as protein P200. Bases 3 to 4736 code for a protein of 1577 amino acids. The transcript has 5 exons. The record is from RefSeq and is a predicted model, not a curated record. NCBI's taxonomy places the organism in Eukaryota, Metazoa, Arthropoda, Copepoda, Calanoida, Temoridae.